Messenger RNA from Leptopilina boulardi, 1643 nucleotides. It is a transcript of the gene Pnn, whose product is annotated as pinin. The transcript has 5 exons. NCBI's taxonomy places the organism in Eukaryota, Metazoa, Arthropoda, Insecta, Hymenoptera, Figitidae. The record is from RefSeq and is a predicted model, not a curated record. Gene Ontology annotation, cellular component: catalytic step 2 spliceosome. The coding region runs from base 106 to 1302 and encodes 398 amino acids.
AGAGGAUGCGAAAUUAAAAUGGCUGCCUUAACGUGAAAACAUUAGCGGUAUUUGUUUUAUAUGCGAUUUAUAAAAAAAGGGAGUGUUUUUUAAAAAAAUAAAUUAAUGAGGAAAUUAGAUUCAAGAGAGCCCUGGGGGGCUGAUAAAUUAGAGGCUGAAUUAGAAGCUGCACGUGAUAAUCUUAGAGGAUUAGAUCGAAAUAUACGUAAAAUUCUUGGUCGUGAUUUGCCCGACGGUGAAACCGGAUCUCUUCAACCAUCGCCCAGACUUGCACAAAAGAGGCCACUUCACGAUGAACGACGACGAACUGUCGUUGAUUUAUCAUCAAAUAAUGAUCAUCCUGGCAAUAAAAGACGAUGGCAGAGUGUUGUCGCUGAGCCGAAAACUGUUUUUAGUCGUUUAAGUGCAAAAGUACCCUCGAAUGCGGAUGACAGUGCCGAUGAGGAUGAUUCUUUUAUUAAGCCGGCAGUUUCGUCAAGAGUGAUUGUGACUCCUCGUGAAGUGCCAUCACGUCAGGAAGUUAUAAAACGUGAACGUGUUGACGAAAGAAGUAGGCAGAGAAAUAAAAGAAUGUUCGGCGCAUUAUUGGGAACUUUACAAAAGUUUCGUCAGGAAGAAACAAAAUUGAAAGCAAAGGAAGACAAAAAAGCUGAAGUUGAAGCAAGAGUCGAAGAAGCGAAAAGAAAAGAAAAAGAGGAAUUGAAACGUGAAAAACAACAAUUGUUCUUGUCUCGUAAACGACAAUUAGCGGAAGUUCGUGCAUUAGAAGUAAAAUUGACGCGCAGUAAAGAAUUUCAAGAAUGGCGCACUGCGCAAUUGCCAUUAGCUGGCUUUAUUCAAACACGAGCGCAUCCUCCCAUUUAUUAUUUACCAAAACGAAAAAAUGCUCGCACCGAAGCUUUAUUGGCUGAAUCUGCAAAGCAGCUUCACGAGGAAAUUGAGAGAAGAGAGAGAAGUUUAGUUGAGGAAUUGGAAAAAAUUGAAGGACAAAUUGGAUUUGGUAAACAUCAAAAUUUCGAAAUUCCUUCAUUAUCAACGAACGCAGAUGAUGAGCAACGAUCAAUGAAAGACGGUGAAGAAAAUCGUGAUCCAAAUCCAGAGAUAAAUAAUGGUGAAUUAAGUCAAGAUGUAAUAUCAUCACCGAAAAUAAAUCACGAGGAUCUUGAUGUUUCAAUGUUAAAUAAUAGUGAUGUACAAAAAGAUGAUGAAAUGGAAGAAGUACACGACAAGGAAGAUGAGGUCGAGGAAGAUGAAGCAGAAGAAAUAGAAGAAGAGGAAGAGGAAGAAGAAAAUAAUGGUUAACGAUUAUAAUAAUUUUUGUUCGUGUAAAUAUUUUCUACUCAUGAAUUCGAGAAUUUUUUUUUGGACAAAUUAUUGUUUCUUUCUCUCUAUAAUGAAGCUCAUAAUCAUUAAUAAUAAUGUAACAAUAUUAUUUUUUAGAAAUAAUAUUGAAAAUUUAUUAUUUCAAUCCAUUGCAAAAAUUUCUUUCUUUUUAUAUUAUUCAAAUUUAAUUAUGUGUAAUAAUUAUUAUUAUACGCGAUUGUCACUUUUAUUAUGAUUUUAUAUCAUAAAAUGAUUAGUUUUUAAAAUAAUUAAAAAAAAAACUAGUUAUUAAGUAAUGUUAAAUAAAAUGAAAUUAUUGA